Molecule: messenger RNA, 1830 nt
Organism: Durusdinium trenchii
Lineage: Eukaryota; Dinophyceae; Suessiales; Symbiodiniaceae
Source: the annotation of a GenBank genome assembly
CUGUCCUUUUUGCCCACUGCUGUGCCCUUUUCCAUUCCUUGCGCCGGCUGGGCUGAUCAUGGCUGAGUCAGGGAAGGGCGGCAUGUUGCGCCAGGUAAUGCAGAAGGUCUCGAAAGUCUUUAACCGAGGCCUGAUGCGCAAAGACAGCAGCAAAAAGGCGGAAGACCUGGAUGUUGAUAGCGACUUUGACCCCGAAAACGAUGAGUUGCCUUUGUCCACGCGUGAGAAUAUCCUUGGUCGUCGUGACUCGAGAUUCAUCAUGGCAGAGACUCGCCUUGGUCAAGCCCUACCUCACAGUUUGCUCCUACCUCACCCAGUUGUAUAGACCAACAACCAAACCAAACCAAACCAAGCCAUUCACCUUAAACUUCAACUUGAACCGGAACCACACCAGAAUCUUCCUCGAACCAUCUGGAAGAACUGCAAGAUGUUCGAUUUCAGCUGCCCGAAACGAACCUGCAUAUUCUGGUUUGAGGAUCUAUUGUGCGUUCAUUCACUUUUCUUGGUGUCACUGGCUCAACAAAUUCACAGAAUCAAUUUGGAGAUGAUUGGCGAUAGCUUCGAGCUGCGUCGCGAGUUCCCUGGACUGGACAUCAAGCCUCGGCUGAUCUUCGACCACCCCAGCAUUGAGCAGCUCUCCGAAGCCAUCGUGAACCUGCCAAAGGCGGACGUGGAACCUGCCGUCAGCGAGGGCACCAGUACACGUCUCGGUGGGAGCACUGGAGAGUCAUCUGCCUACGUCUCUCGCUUCACUCAGCUGACAGAGUACGUUGCCUCAGACGCAGUCACGACCGUCAGCUAUGAAACCACAGGCAUGGAUGAUGUGUUCAUUCGCAGCAGCGAUGGCAUGGAGUGCGUGCUGAUUCCAGCCGCCUGCGCCCGAAUUGGGGAUGACGGGAAGUUUGAAGGUGGGGACAAUGAAGGCCCGAGCCACGAGGUGAAUUUGGAGAGUUUCUUGAUGGAUAUUGAACCUGUAAGUGUGGGUGCGUAUGCCCGCUUCUUGAGCAUGGUCCAUCCAAGCCAAGAACAGUUGCUUGACUGGUGCAUUUUGCCGGAGGAGGAUGAGAGAUGCUGCCACAUCCCGAUCAUGCGGGCCGAGAGUGGAGACGGUUGGCAAGUCAAGAGUGGCGUCCCAGUGAGUUGGCCCAUGAUUUUGGUCUCAUGGUAUGGUGCCAAUGCAUAUGCCUUGUGGGCACAUGGAGAGGAUUGGUCCCAGUAUAAGAGCGCAGUUUCAAGCUUUCUUCCCACGGAAGCUCAAUGGGAAUACGGCGCACGUGGAGCAAACCCUGCUCGAUUCCCUUGGGGAAACACGGACGCCAGCGAAGAGCUCCUGAAUGUGUGCUGGGAUGCUAGUGUGUACGAAGGAGUGAGUCAUGUCGCAACUCCUUUAACUGAGCUGCCGUUGGUGAGCGUGAACGUUCAGAUGGGUGUAUCUCCAUUCGGCCUGCGGGGCAUGGCUGGAAAUGUAUGGCAGUGGUGCCGUGACACGUACCAUGAGAAUUUCUACCUCUCCUCCGAUGCCAGUGCACCAAAUGCAUGGAACAGCGAGGCGGGCGACGCCAAAAGCGAGCGUGGCGGCAGCUGGGUGGGCGGCCCACAAUUGGCUCGUAGCAGCUACCGCCGGGGACGCAUCCCUGAGGCCAAGGGCCGUUGCUUGGGCUUCCGCUGCUGCGCACCAUCCACACGACUGGCUUAGACGAGAGCGAGAGCAACUCCAGACAAACAAGGAGAGCCAAAGAGCUUUGCCUGAAAUCAAUGAUUCGUGUAUGAUCAUGUGUGAUCUGCAUUGGUUUAGGUUUUGGAGAAUGCAGAGCGUGUGGGCUAAUUGAA